Peronospora belbahrii is the source of this 516-nucleotide messenger RNA. Lineage: Eukaryota; Oomycota; Peronosporomycetes; Peronosporales; Peronosporaceae. The record is from the annotation of a GenBank genome assembly.
AUGGCAAUGGAGAAUCGAUUAGCGACACGUGCAAGCGGCGACUUUAAUCUUCCACGAGUAGGAAACGUCAGUAAUGAUAAUGAAAGUGAUAAUGAGAAGAUUUAUUACGGCUUUGGUGUGUUUAUGGGGCUUCCAUUGGCUGAUCUAAAGGCCAUGAAGGACGACUUUGUGGAGCAGCAGGCGCUGACGGGUAAUCCUCCACGUCAUGGAUUAUUAUCUUCGACUGUGACAAAAUUAAGCACGCAUUGCAUCGAGGAUGAAGAAAAUGAACAUGAUUACCAGGGAGACGUAAGCAUGGCGACAUUCCACGCGCAGCCGCAACAUCUGAACGGCUACGAGCAGCAGCACGAUGAGAGUCAACAGCGAGAGUAUACAGGAGAACAAGCUGCCAGAUACGUCCAAGGACCACGUGAUGAUGAUGAGAAGGGUAGGGAGAAUGAAGAUGCUGAUACUAAUAGCGACGGCUCGGACGAUUAUGGGAAUAAGUCGCAUUCACUUAAUUUUAUUCUGCACUAA